UGUCUGCUUUACAACUGGGAUACAAACACGCGCCAAAUUCGUUCUGCAGUAACUGUGCACUCACUGUUAUUGAUGUGAUAUGCGUCGUCGAAUAGAGCUGUCGUUUGUGAAUCAACUGACAAAAUUCCAAUCAUGAGUAAAGAAAUCCAAGCUGUCAAGACAGAGGAUCUUCCUGAUCCUUUCCUGGAAGAAAACAGAAUAAAAGAAGAAGAGGAGGAAAACAGCAUAAAAGAAGAAGAGGAGGAGGAGAAGAAAAAGAAGAAGAAAAGGAAGAAGAGUCCAUCUGAUGAUGCUGGGCAGGAUGAAAAACCUAAACCCAAAAGCAAGUCUAAACCCAGGUUCAAAUUGUUCGAACCUGAAAUUCUUGAAGGAAAACGGGAGAAAAAAAUCAUCCAGAGACUUGAUUUAAUGUGUAGACAGAAAGAAAAGCUGAAGAUUGAGAGUACAGGAAGAGGUGACAAACUGGGAGACAUUGCACGGAUUAAUCACUCCAUCGGAAAGCUUAAAGUCCCUCUGCUCAAACCUCUGCAUAACAUUGUAUAUGAUCGACCGGGAACUGCAUCAGCUCUGCGGAAAAACCUUCGGCUAUUUAAUGGAUUUCCUUUUGGGCUGGACAGUGACCUUUACAACAAAAAGGUGGAGAAAGUGAAAAAGCUUCAAAAGGGACUGCUCAAAACCAUCUGUCAGACUCUUGAUCUGGAGAGGACUGGAACGCAAAUUGUUCUUUCUGAGAGGAUCAUGAGAUUUCUUGUACAGCCAACCAACUCAGGAAAGCCUGUCCUUAAGAAGAAAAAGAAGACGACCAAAGAUGGCAAAAGAGAAAAAUCUUCAUCCAAAAGUAAAAAGCCACAGAAAAAAGUGGAAAGUGGAAAGUCCAAACCCAUUGUCUCUGAUUCCAGCAGUGAUGAUGAUGACGACGACGAUGAUGAAGAAGAAGAAGAGAGUAAAGAGAACAGUAAGGGCACUGAGAAGUCAGCCACAGCAAGUCAAAGAAAUAAAGACAGUGAAGAUAAAUCUUCUGAUAAAGUGAAAGAUUUUCAAGCUCCUAUAGAAGACAGCGACGAGGAAGAAAAAUCUCCUCCUCAGAAGAAAUCUUCCACUAUGAAUUCCACAAAGAAAUCUGACCAAAAGUCAGAUCAGACUACAUCAGAUGACAGUGACCGAGAUGUUCAUGAAGACAAGAAGACUGUAAAAAAGAAAUCUCCCCAGAAGAAGAAAUCUUCCACCAUGAAGUCCACGAAGAAAUCUGACCAAAAGUCAGAUCAGACUUCAUCAGAUGACAGUGACCAAGACGUUCAUGAAGACAAGACUGUAAAAAAGACAAUCAAGAAGCCUGCGGCAAAGAGAAAAGCUCCAGCAAAGCCUGUCCCUAAAACCAAGAAAGCUGACAGCAGCAGCAACCGAAGAAAAAAGAUGGCAAGCAAGAUCAAGGAUGAAAGUGAAAGCUCUGAUGAUGAUGUGCCAUUGAUCAAGAUGCUUAAAAAACCACCAACUGAUGACCAGUUGAAGGAGGCGAUCCAGGAUCUCCUGAAAGAUGCAAACUUGGAGGAAGUUACAAUGAAGCAGAUUACCCGACAAGUUUAUGACAAGUAUCCAGACUUUGAUCUGACCAGCAGAAAGGAAUUUAUCCGGGUUACAGUUAAAAGUUUGAUAUCAUGAAGUGAAGAGAAGAAAAUGCCUUAUUUAAAAGGACAGCAAGGGUGAAGAUCGUAUACAAGACUUGAUUUUCAUUACACUGUUCACAGUUGUGUAGUUUUUAUUUUUAUUUUAUACAAGGUUUCUCAACUUUCCAGCAAAUUCUGCUUUUUCAAAUUUUAAAAAGUCUUUUCUAAAGUUCACAUUUGACAGAGACUGAUGUAGAUUGUUUUGUUUGUUGAAAUAUACCACAUUUUUAAAAAG
Messenger RNA from Rhinichthys klamathensis goyatoka, 1899 nucleotides. RefSeq names its product DEK proto-oncogene (gene dek). The transcript has 12 exons. The coding region runs from base 133 to 1659 and encodes 508 amino acids. Gene Ontology annotation, cellular component: nucleus. Gene Ontology annotation, biological process: chromatin organization; regulation of double-strand break repair. The record is from RefSeq and is a predicted model, not a curated record. NCBI's taxonomy places the organism in Eukaryota, Metazoa, Chordata, Actinopteri, Cypriniformes, Leuciscidae. Gene Ontology annotation, molecular function: DNA binding; histone binding.